UCUAUAAUAUUAUUUUGCUAAAGAUUUAUAAUAUUAAUAAUAGACAAAUAAAAAAUCGCAAGACAAUUGCAUAUUUAUAAAUUGUAUAUUUCAGUUGUAUGUGUUAAAUAAACAAAAUAUGUGGAUGUUGAGACAAAAACACAAUAUUUACGUUAGAGUUUUGGUAUGUUAGAAUAAUAAAGUGUGUAGUAUUGAUUUUUCUAAAUUACCAUAUAUAUUUUCUGGUGUACACAUAUAGUUAAAAUGCUUUCAAUGGAAACACCACAACAUCAGGCCAUCUAUGCUCCACUGAGCCAGGCGAUGACAGAUUCUGAUUCCGAAGAAGAAAUUCACAAUUCAACAAAACAUUGUCAGCUGCAACAGUUGCAGGAGCAACAAAAACAAUUUCUACAACAACAUCAAAAAGAACAACGACUCGAUUUGAAUAUAAACUCAAACAAUCGACGUAAUCCACCAAAUACAUUAAAUUUACAGCCAAAAUCGUAUCAACAAAAUCGCCGUAAAUUGCAAAUUGAACGCCAGCGACAGUUGGAAAGAAAUUUAUAUCCCAACUCUCUGAAAUCGGGAACUAACACAACAGUAGGAAACGGGAUACACAAAAAAGGAACCAUUCAAAAUAAUAGUAUGCAAAAUACAUAUCUCCGUUCAGUAAUGAUGUCUGACAUGGGCAUUAAUGCCGAUGGCAGUGGUGGUCCAUGUGAUUCGACUAAUAAUUUCUCCAGUUUUAAUAGCGAUUACGAUGAACGCAAUCAAACUGAUGCCGAUAACGUGGCAAUUUUGGGCGGCAGUGAAUCAACUAAAGAUAUUCAGAUUACGGAGCCUAUGUCACCGGCCCGUCGUUGCUGCUUUAUCGCUUCGCUAUUGCUGUGCGUUCUUACGGUUAUUAUAUUUGUUUGGGUAAUACCCUGCAGUGAGGAUGGUGCUUGUCCGGCGCCAAUUGAUCGUGUUAAAACCCAUAAUUGGUAUAACAAUUACACUAAAAUCGAACUGAAGGGUGGAGUAAAUAUUGUGAGUGGUUUGCGAAGUUGGGAAAAUAAUUUAAUAUUUUUGUAUCGUGGUGAUGCUUUCUUUCCUGAAUUUCGACCGGAUAACUCGAAACGAAAUGGCAUUAUAUCUCUAAUUGGGAGUUCGGGAGCAGUUGCUUGGUUUGACGAGAUGACUGAUGAACCUGUUGCUAUAGAUUGCACAUUGCUAGAUGUCGAUCGUAACGGUCGACCUGAUUGCCUUGUCAUUGAUGAGUAUGGUGAGUUGGGCGCUAUAAAUCCUGUAUCUGGUUACUGGCAUUGGACGUUUAAGGAAAGAUCUGUUCACAAAGUCGAUGCUCUUGAUUUUCCUGUAAUUUUACCAGACUUGGACAACGAUGGUGUUAUGGAUAUUUUGUUGGUAACUAGUGUGACAUUGGAGCAAAGAACUAAACAUUAUAUGCGUAAGGGCGAUGUGGCCAAUAAAAAUGGCCACACUCUUGAGCAAAGAAACUUUUUGAGAAUAUUAUCGGGUAAUAAUGGCCAGCCAAUAGGUGAUGGCUUCAAAGUUAUAGAAUGCGACACCUUACGAAAAUUACAAUUGGAAAAUGCUCAAACGGUUUCCUUCAACUGCAUACAUAACAACACAGAAGCUCAGCGCUCUAAAACAUUGGCUGAACUUUUCUCUCUCAUUACCAACAAAUCUUUAAUGGGGCAAAAACUUGUGCCCGCUUCGAAAAUAUCUCAACAUCGGCAUUAUGGACAAAGAAAAGAUAUCGAUUCUCAGCGCAACAUUUACUCAUUGAGCGGAAGAGAACUUGUGGUUGAAAAUCGCGGAAAAUGUCCAGAAGACUGCAACGUCACACUUAUUUUGAGUGAAAAUCGCAAUGGAAAGGUUUUUAUUCUCCGCAAUUUCACUAGUAGUGGCAUGUAUGGUAUGGUUCCAGCUCAAUGGCAUUUCAAGAACACCAAACCAAAUAUGUCGGGCUUUGUUAUGAAAUUUUGGAAAUGGAACAUAAGCUCGGAAUCGACAAAUGCUCAAUCAACAACAUCUGCAGCCAAUAGCAAUCCUCGCGGCAAUGAAACAUUUCAAAAAACCCAAACCUCCAAAUCAAAAUCAAAGUCAGCUAAAACAACGAAAGAUAAUGCUACUAAGCCCUCUUUUAAACAAAACCACGUACAAAGUAGUUCUCGCGGUAGUGGUACUAGUAGUGACAAUAAAACUGAGAGACGACGUCGUGAUUUGUCCGACAAUCAAUUGUCAAAUGAUGAAUUUGAUGCCUUCGAUCAUCUUAUUCACCAAAGAGAAUCGUAUAACAUCAAAUUGGAAACGAUGCGUUUCAAGCGUAGUACCUCACCCUCAACAAAUGGUACAAAACAAAAGUCUUCGGGCAGUGGUGGCUUGUUAAUGGAUAAUUAUAAUAUGCAAAGAAUUACGGAAUCGGUAAUAUUGGUUUUAUUUAUUGGUGCUGAUACACGCAUCGAGAAUACCUCGCAAAGUAAUAUUGUACAAUUUUGUCGGAGCGAUCGCAAAGAAGUUGUCUGUCAGCCCGAUCUAAACAAUCAAGAAAAUUCUAUGCUAAUAGCAGAUCUAGAUCAGGAUGGUUCACAGGAACUUGUCUCCUAUACUUCAACAUUUGUUCAAGCGAAUGAUGAUCCGCAGGACUGGCGUCUAGUAACUUAUGUGCGUUUAUUGCGUUUACAAUCGGAACUACCAGCAUUUUAUGAGGACGUUAAACACAAUUAGAAUGAAUAAACACAAUCAUUUAAAUACUCUUCUUACGCAUUCUUCUUAUUAAUAAAAACUUAAAUAUUACAUACACAUUUAUAAAUCAAAAAUACUUUCUUUUGUUUAGAAAAUAUUAUUAUGAACAGAAAAAAACCAAAUCAAGUUUAGUAAAGAUAAACGAUACAUUUAGAUUCAAUAUAAAUUAAGCGAUAUGCCAUUAAAUAAUAUUCAUACAUACAUAAAUAGAUAAAUAUAGAAUAUUUCCUUGUUUAUUUAUUAAUAAAAUUAACUUACAUA
This is a messenger RNA of Calliphora vicina (urban bluebottle blowfly), 2988 nucleotides long. RefSeq lists its product as uncharacterized. The transcript has 2 exons. The record is from RefSeq and is a predicted model, not a curated record. Lineage: Eukaryota; Metazoa; Arthropoda; Insecta; Diptera; Calliphoridae. Bases 244 to 2709 code for a protein of 821 amino acids.